GCCGCUCCCACCCCGGGGUAUCCUGGGACUAGGCUUUUCCGGAAGGAGCGGCUCGGCGUCGGGGCUAGGCCGGUAUUCUAGGCCCAAGCCCAGGCCCAGGCCUGUGUUCCAGGUCCUUGCUCAAAGACAGGCCGGUAGCCCCUGCGACACUCUAGGUACAGCGGAGGGCGCAGCGGGCCGUUCGCUGAGGUGUCCGGACCCGCCGCCGAGCGGGCCGUGUAGCCACAGUACGUGGCGGCGCCUCUUCCUUGCCCGAAGCGGAACUGCUGAAGGAGCGGCAGCGCAGGCCGGACGAGGUGAACCAGGUCAUUUAACCCCCUUCAGGUGAUGAAUCAUCUGUCUAAUAAUCAGAUUUGAGGUCCACAGCCCUUUGUGGUCCUGCUACAGGGCGAUUUUCAGUGGAUGACUGACUGGCGUGGCCUGAGGGGUGCCGCAGUGACUGCCUUCCCUUGAUAAGGAAACGAGCUUUCUGUUCUUUGUGGACACCUCGUUGCCUGUAAAACAUUCCGGUUAUAACUUCUUUAUCCGGCUUGUAUCUCUGUGCAAGAGGAAAGCUUUCACAUGAAAGUGUCCCUUGGUAACGGCGAAAUGGGCGUCUCUGCCCAUUUGCAGCCUUGUAAGGCAGGAACCACACGCUUUUUUACCAGCAAUACUCACAGUUCGGUGGUACUGCAAGGCUUUGAUCAGCUUAGAAUAGAGGGAUUGCUUUGUGAUGUGACCCUGGUACCAGGUGAUGGAGAUGAAAUCUUCCCUGUUCACAGAGCUAUGAUGGCGUCUGCUAGUGAUUAUUUCAAAGCCAUGUUCACAGGUGGAAUGAAAGAACAAGAUUUGAUGUGCAUUAAGCUUCAUGGGGUGAACAAGGUUGGUCUGAAGAAAAUCAUUGAUUUUAUUUAUACUGCAAAACUUUCUCUUAAUAUGGACAAUCUUCAGGACACACUUGAAGCUGCUAGCUUUUUACAAAUAUUACCCGUUUUGGAUUUCUGUAAAGUAUUCCUUAUAUCAGGAGUCUCUUUGGAUAACUGUGUUGAGGUUGGACGAAUUGCUAACACCUACAAUCUUAUAGAAGUGGAUAAAUAUGUUAAUAAUUUCAUCCUGAAGAACUUUCCUGCUUUAUUGAGUACUGGGGAGUUUCUAAAACUCCCUUUUGAACGGCUUGCAUUUGUGCUUUCCAGUAAUAGUCUUAAGCACUGUACCGAACUUGAACUCUUUAAGGCAGCCUGUCGCUGGCUAAGGUUGGAAGACCCUCGGAUGGAUUAUGCUGCAAAAUUAAUGAAGAAUAUUCGAUUUCCACUGAUGACACCACAGGAUCUCAUCAAUUACGUGCAGACAGUAGAUUUCAUGAGAACAGACAAUACCUGCGUGAAUUUGCUUUUGGAAGCUAGCAAUUACCAAAUGAUGCCAUAUAUGCAGCCAGUGAUGCAGUCAGAUAGAACUGCCAUUCGAUCUGACUCCACUCACUUGGUUACCUUAGGAGGAGUUUUGAGGCAGCAGCUGGUUGUCAGUAAAGAGUUACGGAUGUAUGAUGAAAGGGCACAAGAAUGGAGAUCUUUAGCCCCAAUGGAUGCUCCCCGUUACCAGCAUGGUAUUGCUGUCAUUGGAAACUUUCUUUAUGUAGUUGGUGGUCAGAGUAAUUAUGAUACAAAAGGAAAAACUGCUGUUGAUACAGUUUUCAGAUUUGAUCCUCGGUAUAAUAAAUGGAUGCAGGUUGCAUCAUUAAAUGAGAAGCGCACAUUCUUUCACUUGAGUGCCCUCAAAGGACAUUUGUAUGCAGUUGGUGGGCGCAGUGCAGCUGGUGAACUGGCCACAGUAGAAUGUUACAACCCAAGAAUGAAUGAGUGGAGCUAUGUUGCAAAAAUGAGUGAACCCCACUAUGGUCAUGCUGGAACAGUUUAUGGAGGCUUAAUGUAUAUUUCAGGAGGAAUUACCCAUGACACUUUCCAAAAUGAGCUCAUGUGUUUUGACCCAGAUACAGAUAAAUGGAUGCAAAAGGCUCCAAUGACUACAGUCAGAGGUCUGCAUUGCAUGUGUACAGUUGGAGAUAAGCUCUAUGUCAUUGGUGGCAAUCACUUCAGAGGAACAAGUGAUUAUGAUGAUGUUCUAAGCUGUGAAUACUAUUCACCAACCCUUGACCAGUGGACCCCAAUUGCCGCAAUGUUAAGAGGCCAAAGUGAUGUUGGAGUUGCCGUCUUUGAAAAUAAAAUCUAUGUUGUUGGUGGAUAUUCUUGGAAUAAUCGUUGUAUGGUAGAAAUUGUCCAGAAAUAUGACCCAGAAAAAGAUGAGUGGCAUAAAGUUUUUGAUCUUCCAGAGUCACUUGGUGGCAUUCGAGCCUGUACACUCACAGUUUUUCCACCUGAAGAAAACCCUGGGUCACCUUCUAGAGAAUCACCUCUUUCAGCACCUUCAGAUCAUUCUUAGGUCUAAGGUGUAAAACCUUUGCAGUACAUGAUGGGUGAUCUAAUACUUCCCCUUCAGUUGUAUCUUUUUACAGUGAUUGGUACAGUUAUUAGAUAUAAAGGCAGUAAGCUCCUACAGGACAUUUUAAAACUACAUAAAUGUGCCAUCCCCAGCUCAACAGAUUACAAACAACUGCUGAAAGAUUGUGGGUACAAGCCAGCUGCCAUGUUGUGAGCACAUACCACAUAGCUCCAUGGAGAGGCCCAUGUGACUGUGAUGAAGAGCUGAGACUUCCUGUUAGUGGCCAUGUGAGUGACCCAUGUUAGAAAAUCUGCCAGCCCAAAUAGAACCUUCAGACAACUGCAGCCCCAGCUGGCAUCUUGACUGCAACUCAUGAGAGAUUCUAAGCCCACCGAAGCUGCUCUUGAAUUAUUGAUUCACAAAAACUGUUAGGUAAUAAAUGUGUGUUGUUUUAAACCA
Molecule: messenger RNA, 2874 nt
Organism: Pongo pygmaeus (Bornean orangutan)
Lineage: Eukaryota; Metazoa; Chordata; Mammalia; Primates; Hominidae
Gene: KLHL9
Product: kelch like family member 9
Exons: 3
Coding region: 562-2415 (617 amino acids)
Biological process (GO): regulation of cytokinesis; protein ubiquitination
Cellular component (GO): Cul3-RING ubiquitin ligase complex
Molecular function (GO): ubiquitin-protein transferase activity; cullin family protein binding
Source: RefSeq, a predicted model, not a curated record